AUGACCUCUGUCCUAUCCUAUCGACCUUCUACAAGCGGCACCACUGGUAGUGCAAACACGGUUCUUAAUCGCCAGACUUCUCUGUCAUCCUUUCCGUCUACUCGAACACCGUCCAAUCCUUCCAUACGCAAUGGUACGAGCACAAUACCCCGUCUGCCCCACCGGGAGUCGGUCAGCAGCUCACAGACUUCAUCGACCCCUUCCUCGACCAAGCAGACCCCCAAACGCAAUGGUGUGACACGGCCGGCAAGAAUAUUGAGAUCGCAGUACCCUGCAGAUACGACAGAGAAGCAUGUCGAGUAUAUCCUUGUUGCAUCUUUCCACGUUGACCGGGGGCCUAUCAUGGAACAUCAAUAUCCAGGAGCAAUCAGCGGUGACGAAAAUAUGCUUGCGGAGCUCAUGUUACCGGACCAAGUACACAAUAGAAAGGAGGAUUGGACGAUCUUUUUUCUGCAUAAAGACACAAGUGAAGAGGAGGAAGCGACAGAAGGCGACGGUGCAGAGAAGGAAGCAGCUACGGAGGAUGAUGCAGAAGGUGCUGAUGGUGAACAAAGCAUCACUGAUGUUGACAGCGAUGCGAACACAGCAGAGGCUGGUGGGGAAGAAGAGGAAGAAGAUGCAGAAGGAGGAGAAGGACCGCCGUUGAUCUAUGUACUAAAUUUAGUAAACACCAAACAUGACGCAUCAGCGAAAAGAGGUGCAGUAGUAAAAGCAAUGGCGAUUUGUACGCGGCAUCCGUUUCUUCACAUUUACAAGCCACUUUUGUUAUUAGCCCUCGAGGAGUAUUUCAAAUCGCCUUUCCCGGAGACUUUAGAACAUCUAUACAACGCAGUUAAUUCCAUGGAUUUAUCCCUAAUGCCACGACUAUCUAUGCUUGAACGACAUAUUCUGCUAGCGAGCGACACCAAAGAUUUAUUCGUUGAAAAGUUUGAUCGCAUGAUACAACAACGUCUUGCGGAGGAGGCAAAACACGAUGCAAUAUCGUCGCCAGACUCACCAUCAAGACCCUCACCAUCAAGACCCUCGCCAUCAAAAUCCUCCCCGGAUCUUGUUGGUCACCGACCGCGAUACAUUGUCCCCCGGGAUACACACGAAUUCGAGUCCAAGGUUGUGUACAAUCAAAUCCCCGUCCCAAUCAAAGUACCCACUGGCAUCUCACCGGAAACUGUCGGCGACUUCUCUCUCAUAAGGCUGAUCCAGACCUUCUCAGCGCCCCAUACUUCUACACCUCAGCCUUUCGCCCUACACCCUCAUUUGACUCCUAGCGGCGCCUAUACCCAUCCAAUCAUUGUCCUUGUUAACGCAUUACUUACCCAGAAGCGUGUCAUCUUUUUAGGUCACAACAGACCUUCUGGUGAAGUUGCUGAAGCGGUCCUCGCUGCGUGUGCAUUGGCAUCUGGAGGCGUCUUGCGAGGCUUCACACGGCAUGCAUUCCCCUACACGGACCUCACCAAAAUAGACGAUCUACUCAACGUGCCUGGAUUCAUCGCUGGUGUCACAAAUCCAACCUUUGCCAAUCAUCCGGAAUGGUGGGAUCUUCUUUGUGAUGUUCCCACGGGUCGAAUGAAGAUUAGCAGCCGAAUAGAAAAUGCCGGCAUAACAGACGGCUUGGUCUAUUUCCAGCAGCAAAAUCCCCUUUACGCUCCAAACGCCAACGGAGUAGGUUCAACCGCCUCUGCUCUGGCCUCGAAUGGUGAUCCGACCGGCGACACUGCUUUUAUUGAGGACACGGUCCGUAGCAUUAGCUCUCGCCAUGGUGAAUCAGCCAUCCGAUCAAAAUGGAGAGACUACAUCAUCAAGUUUACUCGGAUUGCUGCUGCCUUCGAGGAAUCAGUGUACGGUGCGUCUGCAUUAUACAUCGGAGCCUCGGAAGCUGAUGCUGGCGCUCACGGUGUCCGCGGCCAUGGAUACGUCUGGCCUGAUGAUGGGACAAAAGCCCGCGAGCUAGGCGCUAAUGUCUGGCGGAUCGAAGGCUGGCGAAACACUCGUAGCUACUAUGUUUUCAUUCAAGAUCUUGCUGCGAUGUGGGAACGUAGACCAAUCCGGUCGCUGGAUCUUGCUCAUCAGCACGACCGUCUUCGAAGUCUGAAGCUUAGCCAUGAUGAAAGCGCUGCUAUCUACCUUGCGCUUUCAGCCUCGGUGAAGACGUACGAUGAAGUGUGCCAGCUGUUGUGCGUAACGCCGGAGAGCAAUGCGGGUCUGUUCUACAUCAGCCUAGGUCUCUUCCAUCCUGGUGCCAGGGUCAGGGUAGCAACUGUCGAGCUGCUGGAGCGGAUGAUGGGACAUGAAGUUGGACGGCACUUCUGGGCUCAGCUGGGCCGGUUCGCCAAGCUGGCUUUCUUCAGGGCGAAGAGGGAGAUUAUGAAAAGCAGUGAGUCAGGAAAUAGUCCUGUGGAGAACAUGGCGGGCCUGGGAUUGGAUGCUAGGGUGAGAGCUGGUAGGGGAAGAGCGAGCUGA
Messenger RNA from Letharia columbiana, 2457 nucleotides. RefSeq lists its product as uncharacterized. Gene Ontology annotation, biological process: actin cortical patch localization. The record is from RefSeq and is a predicted model, not a curated record. Bases 1 to 2457 code for a protein of 818 amino acids. NCBI's taxonomy places the organism in Eukaryota, Fungi, Ascomycota, Lecanoromycetes, Lecanorales, Parmeliaceae. The transcript has 3 exons. Gene Ontology annotation, cellular component: plasma membrane.